AUGCAGCGAGCUAAGCGGAAUAGAACUCGGGAGGGUGACGGUAGCACCAGGCGAUCGUUCACUUGCACCUAUGACGGUUGCGGUAAAUCUUUCUCGCGGUCUGAGCAUCUUCAUCGUCAUCAAAAGAACCAUACCGACGGGGAUGCAACCUGUCCGCGGUGCCGCGCCCACUUCAAGCGCCAGGACCUUCUAGAAAGGCAUAUGAACCGGCAUAAACAGAAGGAUGAAGAAGCUGGAGGCACAGGCGUCGGAACCUUGAAUACACGCAAGCGUAUGUGGAAAGACCAUGACGGACAGAUCGUCCAGAAGAAGCCAGUAGAACAGAACACCUCCUGUGGUAGUAGUAGCAGUAGUAGUGUGGGAGCGCCGUUCGUGCCCCAGGUAGAAGGUCCCAUUUCACCUCCCGUAUCAACUCAUAACUCAGACCACCAAAGCGACAACGAUCCCGCAGCACAUACGGCUUUCACUCAUAGCCACAGUCAUAGCCUUUUGCCAGAUUACGCGCUUACGACGGGGCAGUUCGACUCUCAUGGUAAUAGCGGGUAUUGGGUUGCGCCCGAGACAUCCCAGCCUCCCUUCUUCGACAUAAACUACGAUGAAGUAUUCCAGCCGGACACGGCAAGCUCGUUUAACAUGCCAUAUACGACACAAGUAAAUUAUGAUUGGCUUUUUAGUCUAGAUAACAAUGUCCCGAGCGCUGCCGUUUCGAAUACCCCGUAUGUUCCUACUACAUCCCUGGCUAUGCAUUCCGGCGUUCAACAUCAUGAACCUGUGAGCUCAAGUCAAGACAACCUCUCUCCAGGUAUUAGGACAUAUGACGGGGGGAUGACCGAGACCUCAUUGACACCCAUAGAAUCUCUCGACUGUAUGCCUUCUAGAGGGAGUACCCAAGAUUCGAUAAGUCCUGGUUCAUCAGGUAGAACCACCGUUAGCCUCUCGCCGGUACCGAAGCAAGCCCAUCGGGGACCCAAUGGCUUUGGAGAAGCACAAUUUGAGCGACCCCUGGCUACUAUUCAACCGCCGAACCGUCUACCGUAUAUAGACGACUACACGUAUAGCCAGAUCUUAGAGACGGUUAAGGCUGCAAGACCGUUAGCACCCAGUGGUUCCCUUCUCGACGUCAACCAUCCGCUCAUGUCACAGCUUUCGUUGCAAACCUACUUGGACCUAUACUUUAGCAGGUUCAAUACUGCAUAUCCAUUAAUACACCUGGCUACCUUUGAGCCAAGCCAAAAUAAAUCAUUGUUACUUUUAUCUAUGAUUCUACUCGGGGCUACUUACUCCGAGAAAGAGGCACACCAAUUUGCCGUCUGCAUACAUGAUGUAAUUCGUCCGGCGAUAUUUUCUCACGCGAGCUUUAACCCGAAACCAGACCUCUGGAUGCUUCAGACAAUCCUGUUAGUCGAAUGCUUCGGGAAGAGUAGAGCAGGCCAGAAGCAACACGACAUGAGCCACCUAUUUCACGGGAUGUUGAUCAAUCUGAUCAGGCGGUCUGACUGCCAGUCUGUCCGGCCAGUUCGCCCACAUGAAGAUGAUGAUAAGGGUAACUUGGUCGAUGACCGUCGCUGGAGACAAUGGGUAGAGGCUGAGGAGAAGAAAAGGCUGGCUCUUUUAUGCUUCAUGUGGGAUACCCAACACGCCGUCCUAUUCUGCCAAUCCCUCUGCAUGUCAGCCUUCGAGCUACGGGUCCCUCUACCCUGCAACCAAGCACUAUGGGAGGCAUCCACAGCCGCCGAAUGGUCACGUCUCUCAUUCUCCACAGCACCUGAGCCAAUGUACCUCCUCACAUUGAAGUCUUAUAUCACGCGCGAUACGCACCGUUGUCCUCGACUCAAUGGCCUAUCAAGAAUAUUCAUCCUCCACGGUUUAAUGUCCAUUUUCUGGGACAUGCGGCGGCGGGACCAGACUAGUCUCGGCGUUAUCUCUGCGCAGGGCGGCCGAUGGCAGAACCGUAUUGGACAGGCUUACCACGAGUGGAAAGUAGACUUUGACAACUUCUGUCUGCGUUUAUCCGACCUCACGUCCGUGGAAAUGAGAAAGGGUACCGUCGCCGAAAAUGCCAGAGUCGAACUCGACGUCUGGCGUACCGCGUACGUGGUCGUGUACCAUGCAGCUCAUACGCUUCUACAUUCGGAAUUCCUCGACAUACAAAUAUUUGCUGGGGCGCGACAUAUCCUCGGGCGGUCCGUCCAACGGAUCGACUUCAUCCGCUCAGAGAAGAUCGUAAAACGAUGGGCUAUGAGCCACACGAUCCCAAGUUCUGACAAUACUGACGGAUCUGCGAGCGCAGUGGCGGCAGUUUGGCACGCGGCCCAAUUACUCCAAAGUGCAUCACAGACGCUCGUCGAUUUCGACUCUAUGGGCCUUUUCCACGUACCGUGGUGUCUUUACUUAGCCACGUUGACGGUAUGGACAUUCCACCACACCGGCGCCAAAGGGCUUGGUUCCGGCCCCGAAGAUGAUAGUGAACUAGUAUGGGAUGCUCAAGCAGAGAUGCGGAUGCUUCUUGACUCGAUGGUAGAAGUGGGGAUUCAUGGUCUUCCCGAAAUACAAGGGCUGAAGCGGACAAGUGGUUUGGUGUGGGUUAUGGCAGAGGUAUUGAGUAAAGUUCGCUGGGGAAUCGUGCAUGCCGGCGUCACCGUGCUUAAAGGCUUGAUCCCGUGGAGGUUGAUAGGACAGUUUGAUGAUACUACUGUCUGA
This is a messenger RNA of Daldinia decipiens, 2700 nucleotides long. Its product is annotated as fungal-specific transcription factor domain-containing protein. Lineage: Eukaryota; Fungi; Ascomycota; Sordariomycetes; Xylariales; Hypoxylaceae. The record is from RefSeq and is a predicted model, not a curated record. Gene Ontology annotation, cellular component: chromatin. Gene Ontology annotation, molecular function: DNA-binding transcription factor activity, RNA polymerase II-specific; RNA polymerase II cis-regulatory region sequence-specific DNA binding; zinc ion binding. Gene Ontology annotation, biological process: DNA-templated transcription; regulation of transcription by RNA polymerase II. The transcript has 5 exons. Bases 1 to 2700 code for a protein of 899 amino acids.